Messenger RNA from Didymella exigua CBS 183.55, 1506 nucleotides. RefSeq names its product sugar transporter. Gene Ontology annotation, biological process: carbohydrate transport; transmembrane transport. Gene Ontology annotation, cellular component: membrane. The transcript is spliced from 4 exons. The record is from RefSeq and is a predicted model, not a curated record. Gene Ontology annotation, molecular function: carbohydrate:proton symporter activity. Lineage: Eukaryota; Fungi; Ascomycota; Dothideomycetes; Pleosporales; Didymellaceae. The coding region runs from base 1 to 1506 and encodes 501 amino acids.
AUGGUGACCGCUAAGAGAGCGUACAAUUGGUACGUGUCCCUCGUUGCAGCAUCUUGCAUGGUGCUCUACGGAUAUGAUGCCUCAGUCUUCAACGCCGUCCAAGGCUCGAAGCACUGGGUUGCCUACUUCAACCACCCCAAUGCGAACACCAUCGGAGCUAUCAACACUGCAUACACCGUCGGAGCUGUCGUAGCUGGUUUCUUCAUGGGUGGUCCUCUUGCUGAUUACGCUGGCCGCCGCGUUGGCAUGGCCACUGGUUCCGUUCUCGUCAUCAUCGCUACCUUCAUGCAAACGUUUGCGCCCCGUGGAAACAUUGGUGUUUUCAUUGCUGGUCGUGUUAUUAUUGGUUUGGGUCAAGGUCUCGCACUUACUGCUGGUCCCAUCUACAUCGGCGAGCUCGCACCUCCUGAGAUCCGUGGCAAGAUUAUGUCCUUCUGGCAGAUGUUCUACUCGGUCGGUUCCUUCAUCGCAUACUGGGUCAACUUCGCCUGCUCCAAGCACCCCCAGAAGCUUGGCGAGUGGGACUGGAAGAUGGUAGUCAUAUUCCAGAUCUUGAUGCCCAUCGUCAUUCUCUCCCAGGUCUUCUUCAUCCCUGAGUCGCCCCGCUGGCACAUCCAGAAGAACAAGAACUACGAUGCCGCCAAGAAGGCUUUGACCCGUGUCCGCGACACUGAGCAAGAGGUUGAUGACGAAAUCACCAUCAUCCGCGAGGCUAUCGAGUUUGAGGCUGAGGCCAUCUCCAGCGGAUACUCCGCGCUCUGGAAGGACAAGUCUAUCCGCAAGCGCAUGUACAUUGCGAUGAUCAUCAACGCUGGUCAGCAGAUCACAGGACAGGGUACCCUCAACUCUUACUCCACCAUCAUCUACAAGAAGGUCUUCAAGGCUGCCGACACUAUUGCUCUCAUCAACGCCCUCAACGCUACAUUCGGUAUUCUGUUCACACUCAACGCUACCUGGACUGUCGAUCGCUUUGGCCGCAAGUUCUUGUUCAUCGUCGGUGGCAUCGGUAUGGGUAUCUGCAUGGUCAUCGCUGCUUCAGUCGAAACCCAGACCCCAAGCUUUGACGGCGCCAAGUCGCAGCCUGUCGGUAUCGCGAUCGUCUUCCUCAUGUUCUUGUUCGCUUUCUUCUACAAGCCUUCAUGGGGUGCCACCGUCUGGAUCUACACCGCCGAGAUUUUCUCGAUGAACGUCCGCGCCCAAGCCGUCGGCAUGUGCUCGCAGACCCAGAACGUCGCCAACUCGAUCGUCCAGCAGUUUUUCCCUCUGUUUCUCCAGAACGAGGGCUUCUACGCCUUCUACAUGUUUGCAGGUAUCAACAUCCUGUUGGCUGCUUUCGUUUGGUUCUUCGUUCCCGAGACCAAGCAGGUCGGCCUUGAGGAUAUGGACACCAUGUUUGGUGGAGCGAACCACAUCGAGGGCGGCGCCGAGCUCGAGAAGAAGCACGUUGACCAUGAGGAGUUUGCUAUUGACCCCGAGCAUAAGAACGUUGAGCGAAGGGAUGUUUAG